AAAACUCGCGAGAGUACUGCGCAGCUUUCCGAAAACUCGCGGUUCUCCGAGAGUACCUGGGAGUCAUUGGAGUAACCAAAAUAAGCUGAUAUUUACAUCUAUUUAUCAACUAACGAGAUAUAGACCGCUGCAGGAAUUGACGGUAGUCUUUCCAGAGUAACGAGAUGUCUGACAGCGAGGACAGCGACUUCUCCGACAACCAGAGUGAGCGCAGCAGUGACGGAGAGGCCGAGGAAGUGGAAGAAAAUGAGGAGGAGGCGAACAGCCCCGUGGGCAGCGACAAGGUAGCCGAAGAGGAAGGGGAGGACCUGGAUGAUGAGGAGGAGUAUGAUGAAGAGGAAGAGGAAGACGAUGAUGACCGUCCCAGGAAGAAGCCAAGACAUGGAGGGUUCAUCCUGGAUGAAGCCGAUGUGGACGACGAGUAUGAAGAUGAGGAGGAUCAGUGGGAGGAAGGAGCUGAAGAUAUUUUGGAGAAAGAGGAGGCUGAAGUGUCUAACAUGGACCACGUGGUUCUGGAUGAGGAUCACUCUGGAUCCAGAAGGCUGCAGAACCUCUGGAGAGACUCCAGAGAGGAGGCGCUGGGUGAAUACUACAUGAGGAAGUAUGCCAAGUCCUCAGCAGGGGAGCAUUACUCAGGAGGGUCAGAGGAGCUCUCUGAUGACAUCACCCAGCAGCAGCUACUUCCUGGAGUCAAGGAUCCCAAUCUGUGGACAGUUAAGUGCAAGAUUGGAGAGGAGAGGGCAACAGCCAUUGCGUUGAUGAGGAAGUUCAUUGCCUACCAGUUCACCGACACACCUCUGCAAAUCAAGUCUGUGGUCGCCCCGGAUCACGUUAAAGGCUACAUCUAUGUGGAGUCAUACAAGCAGACACACGUGAAGGCAGCCAUAGAGGGCAUCGGCAACCUGAGGAUGGGCUUCUGGAACCAGCAGAUGGUUCCGAUCAAAGAGAUGACAGACGUCCUCAAAGUCGUCAAAGAGGUCACGAACCUGAAGCCAAAGUCCUGGGUCAGACUGAAGAGAGGCCUAUACAAGGACGACAUCGCUCAGGUCGACUAUGUGGAGCCAAGUCAGAAUACUAUCUCCCUGAAGAUGAUCCCUCGAAUAGACCUGGACCGUAUCAAGGCCAAGAUGAGUCUGAAAGACUGGUUUGCUAAGAGGAAGAAGUUCAAGAGACCUGCUCAGAGGCUGUUUGAUGCUGAAAAGAUCAGGUCCCUGGGCGGGGAAGUCAGCCAUGAUGGAGACUUCAUGAUCUUUGAGGGGAACCGUUACAGCCGCAAAGGAUUCCUUUUCAAGAGUUUUGCCAUGUCUGCUGUGAUCACAGAUGGAGUGAAGCCCACUCUGUCAGAGCUGGAGAAGUUUGAAGACCAGCCUGAAGGAAUCGACUUGGAGGUGGUCACAGAGUCAGGUAAGGAGCGUGAACACAACCUGCAGGCCGGUGACAAUGUGGAAGUGUGUGAGGGAGAGUUGAUCAACCUGCAGGGAAAAAUCCUGAGUGUGGAUGGCAACAAGAUCACCAUCAUGCCCAAACAUGAAGACUUGAAGGACCCCCUGGAGUUCCCGGCCCAUGAGUUAAGAAAAUAUUUCCGAAUGGGCGACCACGUGAAGGUGAUCGCUGGGCGUUACGAAGGAGACACCGGCCUCAUCGUCAGAGUGGAGGAGAAUUUUGUCAUUCUCUUCUCUGACCUCACCAUGCACGAGUUGAAGGUUUUGCCCAGAGACCUGCAGCUGUGCUCGGAGACUGCGUCUGGCGUUGAUGCAGGAGGGCAGCAUGAGUGGGGGGAGCUGGUUCAGCUGGACCCACAGACCGUCGGGGUCAUUGUCCGACUGGAGAGAGAGACCUUCCAGGUGCUGAACAUGCAUGGAAAGGUGCUGACAGUGCGUCACCAGGCAGUGAACCGCAGGAAGGACAACCGCUUUGCUGUGGCAUUGGACUCUGAGCAGAACAACAUCCAUGUCAAGGACAUCGUGAAGGUCAUCGACGGGCCACACUCUGGCCGCGAAGGUGAGAUCCGACACCUCUUCAGAGGCUUCGCCUUCCUCCACUGCAAGAAGCUGGUGGAGAAUGGAGGCAUGUUCGUCUGCAAGACCAGACACCUGGUGUUAGCCGGUGGAUCCAAGCCCAGAGACGUCACCAACUUCACUGUGGGAGGAUUUGCUCCAAUGAGCCCUCGCAUCAGUAGCCCCAUGCACCACGGUGGAGGAGGUGCUCAGCAGAGAGGAGGAGGAGGAGGUGGAGGAGGAAUGGGGCGGGGCCGAGGACGAAGGGACAAUGAGCUGAUUGGUCAGACAGUCCGCAUCUCCCAGGGUCCAUACAAAGGGUACAUUGGUGUGGUGAAGGAUGCAACAGAGUCUACGGCCAGAGUGGAGCUGCACUCCACCUGUCAGACCAUCUCUGUGGACAGACAGCGAUUGACUACCAUGGGAGCAAAGAGACACGGUGGAAUGACCUCCACCCACGGACGUACUCCGAUGUACGGCCCCCAGACUCCCAUGUACGGAACCGGCUCCAGAACGCCCAUGUAUGGCUCUCAGACACCACUUCAUGAUGGAAGCCGUACGCCUCAUUAUGGCUCUCAGACCCCACUGCAUGAUGGGAGCAGGACGCCGGGUCAGAGUGGAGCCUGGGACCCCAACAACCCCAACACACCAUCUAGAAAUGAGGAAGAGUAUGACUUUGGCUACGAUGAUGAGCCCUCCCCGUCCCCUCAGGGAUAUGGGGGAACCCCCAACCCCCAGACCCCGGGUUAUCCAGAAGUUCCCUCUCCACAGGUCAACCCUCAGUACAACCCUCAGACACCCGGCACGCCUGCUAUGUAUAACACAGAGCAGUAUUCUCCCUAUGCAGCCCCAUCCCCUCAGGGCUCCUAUCAGCCCAGUCCAAGUCCUCAGAGCUACCACCAGGUGGCGCCCUCACCAGUCGGCUACCAGAACACGCACUCUCCAGCCAGCUACCAUCCAACGCCCUCCCCCAUGGCGUACCAGGCCAGUCCUAGCCCGAGUCCUGUGGGAUACAGUCCCAUGACGCCCGGAGCACCCUCUCCUGGAGGCUACAACCCUCACACCCCGGGCUCCAACAUUGAACAGGGCAGCAGCGACUGGGUGACCACCGACAUCUUGGUCCGAGUGAAGGACUCCUUCAUGGACCUGAUGGGACAGACCGGGGUCAUCAGGAGCAUCACGGGAGGGAUGUGUUCAGUGUUCAUGCAGGAGUCAGAGAAGGUGGUCAGUAUCAGCAGUGAUCACCUGGAGCCCGUCACUCCCACCAAGAACAACAAGGUAAAGGUGAUUCUGGGAGAGGACCGUGAGGCAACAGGGAUCCUUUUGAGCAUCGACGGAGAUGACGGCAUCGUUCGCAUGGAGCUGGAUGACCAGCUGAAGAUCCUCAACCUGAGGUUCCUGGGACGCCUCGAGCACUGAGAUACGGACUGACCGAAGGAGAGACACAUUUGUAGACAGUCUCAAACAGACACACAGUGAGGUGGGAGUACAGAGAUACAGAGAUGCACACAAGACUGUAAUGAGAACGCUGUUGGCUGUAUUCUCACACACACACAGACGUAGGCAGAGAUGUUGAGAAUUUUAUUUAUAUCACUUGGUGAAAGGCCACACACACACACACACACACACACACACACACACACACACAGAAAAUUAGAUCCCAGUGUCCAGAGACACUCAGCUCAUCAUUUGCUGUUACUUUACACCCUGACCAACACUUCUCUCUCUCUCUCUCUGUAAAUCAGUCUCUCUCUAUGUCUCUUGCUUUUUUCCAAAACCCAACAUUAGUCCCUCUCACCUCUGAUUUUUUUUUUUUUUUAUUAUGUUUUUGUUGGCUACUCUAGCUAGUGGUCUGAAUCUGUUUUUAGUGCUUUCUCAUUGUUCUGUCAGUACUUCUGGUUUUCUGGGAGCAGGAGGGUUUAAAAACUAAAUGUAUCAUGUCAAUAAAAUGUGAACCAGUCGACCUGUCUA
This is a messenger RNA of Seriola aureovittata, 3968 nucleotides long. It is a transcript of the gene supt5h, whose product is annotated as SPT5 homolog, DSIF elongation factor subunit. Gene Ontology annotation, biological process: transcription elongation-coupled chromatin remodeling; regulation of DNA-templated transcription elongation; regulation of transcription by RNA polymerase II. Gene Ontology annotation, molecular function: mRNA binding; protein binding. The transcript is spliced from 30 exons. Gene Ontology annotation, cellular component: DSIF complex. The record is from RefSeq and is a predicted model, not a curated record. The coding region runs from base 165 to 3416 and encodes 1083 amino acids. NCBI's taxonomy places the organism in Eukaryota, Metazoa, Chordata, Actinopteri, Carangiformes, Carangidae.